Blepharisma stoltei is the source of this 8708-nucleotide messenger RNA. Lineage: Eukaryota; Ciliophora; Heterotrichea; Heterotrichida; Blepharismidae. The record is from the annotation of a GenBank genome assembly.
AUGGCGUCAGAAGUCAAUAGUCCUUACCUUCUCUACUUAAACAAUCAAGCUCAAUACAACAGCAAUGGCUGAAUAAUUGCUGACGGCUGCGAAUACCAUAGUCUUUUCCAGAAAAUAAUUGAUAGAAAAGGCCAGCCAUUCGACGAAGCCGAAAUAUGAAAAUAUUUCCUUCAAAUAUCUUUUGGACUCGAAUGCAUACACUUCAAUAACAUAAUUCACGAAGACGUAAGGCCUGAAAAUAUUUUUAUUGACGAAUACAACGAUGCAAAACUAGCAAUCUCAGACGCUUCCCAAAGCGAAGCCAAUGAAUACAGCUCUCCUGAAAUAUUUAAUGGCGAGCCUACAUCAGACGAAAGUGACAUAUGGGCCCUUGGUUGUGUCUUAUAUUACCUUUGUCAGUUGGAGCAUCCUUUCAAUAAAGAUAAAAGCAAAAUAAUCAACGAGCCCCACAAUUCCAUCAGAAACCCAUAUUCAGACGACCUGAUCGACCUUCUCAAUUGGUGCUUAAAAAAAGACAAAUCUGAGAGACCUACAAUAAAUGACAUUUUAAUUAACGACUUAGCCUUUGAAAAAGCUAUCGACUUAAAAAUAAAAAUCCCAUCAGAGUAUCAUGAAGAAAUGCUGACAAAUGAAUCCCAAUGCCUAAAAUACUAUAGAAAUAUGCAAGCAAUCAAAGCAAAUCCUAAUAAUGGCACCGCUUAUAAUGAAAUAGGAAAUAUUUUAUAUAAUGAAAACAGGUAUGAAGAAGCUGUACAAUAUUUUAACGACGCAAUCAGAGUUGAUCCGAACUGUGGAAUUUAUCAUAGAAGCAAAGGAGAUGCUCUUUGCAAGCUGAAAAGAAGGGAAGAAGCCAUGGAUUGCUUUAAUGCUGCUAUUAGAAUUGACCCAGAUGACGAUUUAGCUAUUAAUUUUAUAGGAUAUGUGCUGUAUUUUGAAGGGAGAUUUGAAGACGCGAUAAAGAGCUUUAACGACGCAGUUAGGAUUAAUCCAGAUUUUGCUCUUUUUUAUAUAAAUAAAGGAGAUGCGCUUAGUAAGUUAAAAAGAAUAGAAGAAGCUUUAGAAUGCUAUGGCGAAGCUGUGAGGGUCAAUCCAAAUGAAGAUAGGGGAUAUAAUAGUAUAGGAGCUACCUUAUAGGCAUUUCGCCUAUAUUGCCCGAUAUGGGCCUAUACUUGAGAGCACUUCCUCUCCAGUUGGUUUGACCAACUUAUGUUGGCCAAACCAACUAGAGAGUUUAGGGAGUUUCCCUCUCAAGUUUCGGCCCAUAUCGGCAAUAUAGGCGAAAUGUCUAUAUUAAAUGAAGGCAGAUUUGAAGAAUCAAUAAAAUAUUUUAACGACGCGAUUAGGAUUAAUCCAAGAUUGCCAAAUUAUCAUUUAAGUAAAGGAGAUGCUUUGGAUAUGCUAGGCAAAAUAGAAGAAGCCGUUGGAUGCUACAAUGAAGCUCUAAGACUUAAUCCAAGUUACGAGUUAGCAUAUGUCCGCCUUGGAAUUGUACUAAUUGAAGUAGCUAAAUACGAAGAUGCAAUACAUUUUUUUAAUAUAGCAAUUAUGAUCAACCCAAGAAACACAUCUUACUACAGAAAGAAAGCAAAUGCGCUUUUAAAAUUGGGUAAAAAAGAAGAAGCUGUAGAAUGCUACAAAGAAGCUAUAAAAAUUGAUCCAAAUGAAUAUGGAUUAUACAACCUGCUACUCCCCCCCUCCAUGAGCGAACGAAAAAAUCUUGUUCGCUCACGGAGGGGGUUAAUUUUUUUUUAAAAAAAAAUUUUUAUAUAUAUUAAAGAAAAAAUUUUCGUAAUUUAAAAAAAUCCCACUUCUCGAAAUUGGAAGGCAGAUAUUAAUUUAAUUUUUAAUAUGUUUUAAAACGCAAUUUGUUUAAAAUUAAACAGAAUUAGCUCGAGAUUUCAUUAUACUAGUUAUCACUUAUAUAUCAAAUUUUUUUCCAUAAAAAAAUUUUUGUUCGCUCACGGAGGGUGGGUUUUUGGGCAAAAAAUAGCGAUUUUUCUAAUUUUUUUUUGCUCACGGGCGGAGUUAGGAUUAGUAUUUCAAAAUGAAGGCAAAUAUGAAGAAGCGCUCAUAUAUUUUAAUGAUGCAAUUAAUAUUAAUCCAAACUGCGCGUGAUCUUAUACAAAUAAGGGAACCACCCUUUUAAUGUUAAAUAGAAGAGCAGAAGCUUCUAAAUGUUAUGAUGAAUCGAUAAGACUUGACCCAAAUAGUGAUUUCGCAUAUCUCUAUACUGGAAAUACGCUAUAUUAUGAAGGAAAUUAUGAAGCAGCAAUAAAUUGCUAUAAUGACGCAAUUAGAUUGUAUCCAAAUUGCAGAGAUUAUUACAGAAAAAAAGCAAAAGCUCUGUGAAAAUUAGGCAGAAAUGAAGAAGCAAUUGAAUGCUAUAAAGAAGUUAUUGGGAUCAACCCAAAUGAGCAUAAGGCGUAUAACAAUAUAGGAAUCUUAUUAUAGAGUUUUACCCCUAUUAGCCCUAUAAGGGCAGAUGAUUCCCGGUGGAAUUAUCGACAUGGUCCAACCAACAAGUGAGUUGGUCCAACAAUGCAUUAAGUUGGUUGAUCCAACUUGAUGAUUCGACUGGGAAUAUCUGCCCUUAUAGGGAUAAUAAGGGUAAAAAUCCUAUACUCGAACAAGGUAAAAUUGCAGAAGCAGUCGAUAAUUUUGACAGUGCAAUUAGAAUUAAUCCAAACCACGCACCCUAUCAUUGAAAUAAAGGAAACGCUCUUAAUUCUUUAGAAAGAAAAGAGGAAGCUAUAGAAUGCUUUAAUGAAGCUAUAAGAAAUGACCCAAAAGCUGCGAUUAUAUAUAAUAGGGUAGGAUGUAUUUUGCUUACUUCCCCCUCUGUGAGUGAACAAACCAUUGGAAAAAAAUCCAAAAACCUACCCUCCGUGAGUGAACAAAAAUUUUUUUAAUAGAACAAAUUAUUUAUGAAAAAUAUUGAUAUAUAAGUGAUAAUUAGUAUAAUGAAAUCUCGAGCUAAUUCUGUUUAAUUUUAAACAAAUUGCGUUUUAAAACAUAAAUUUUAUAAAUUAAAUUAAUAUUUGCUUCCCAAUUUUUGCAGAUUAGGAUUUUUUUAAAAUUUCGAAAAAUUUUUUUUUAAAAAAAAAAAUUAGCCCCUCCGUGAGUGAACAAAAUUUUUUUGUUAAUUCACGGAGGGCGGAAGUUAAAGAAAGUAGAUAUCGAGAGUCGCUUAAGUAUAUUAAUGAUGCAAUUAGAAUUGAUCCAAAUGAUGAAAAUUAUUAUAUAAACAAAGGGUAUGCUCUCGAAAAAUUAGGAAAGGAAAAAAAGGCUAUCAGAUACUAUAAAAAAGCUAUAAAAAUUAAUCCAAGUUUUGACCCUGCAUUAUUUUGCAUAGGAAAUUUGCUAAUGAAUGAAGAGAAAUACUUAAACUAAAAUUAAAUCACUUACUCCCCCCCCCCCCCCCCCCUCCGUGAGCGAACAAAACCAUUAGAAAAAUCGCCAUUUUUUGACCAAAAACCCACCCUCCGUGAGUGAACAAAAAUUUUUUUAAUAGAAAAAAUUUUAAUGGAAAAAAAAUUUUGAUAUAUAAGUGAUAAUUAGUAUAAUGAAAUCUAGAGCUAAUUCUGUUUAAUUUUAAACAAAUUGCGUUUUAAAACAUAAAUUUUGCAAAUUAAAUUAAUAUUUGCUUCCCAAUUUUUGCAAAUUAGGAUUUUUUUAAAUUUCGAAAAAAAUAUUUUUUAUAAAAUUUAUAUAUAAAUUUUUUUUUAAAAAAAAAAAUUAACCCCCCUCCGUGAGCGAACAAAAUUUUUUUGUUCGCUCACGGAGGGGGGGGGGGGGAGUUAGAGUGAAUAGCAUAUAGCCAAUAUCUGCAGGAUGAUUACCAAAGAUAUGGUUCCACCCGAAUGAGAGCAUAACUAGCUCUGUCACCUGCAUUUCCUUAAGGUCGAAGAGUCAUGUUAAGUAAGUGGAAGCUAGUUAGCCUCCACAACUUACAGGCAGCUUUUUUUCGCCUUUCCCCAACUUACUUCAGCGUUUGUUUUACCUAAAGUCUCCUUCCUCGGAAGUGUCAAGAGGCCAAAAAUACUCUGGGUCAGACUCUCAACUUAUCCAAUGAGUCGCCAUUGUAUUAUGGAUAAAAAGUUCACGCUAAAACUGAGCCCCAUAAAGUUCCAUGAAAAAGAAAAGCUAGCAAAGCUAACUUAUUUUACCAAUGCCGCUUUAUUUAUGACUGAAGAGAAUUACAAAGAAGCAUUAAAAUAUUUUAUUAAAGCAAUAAGAAAUAACCCAAAUGACCCUGCUUACUACAUAUUAAAAGCAAAUGCUCUUGCUGGUCUAGGAAAACAUGAAAAGGUUUUGGAUUGCUACAAAGAAGUGGUUAAAAUUAAUCCGAAUGACGAUACAGCAUAUAACACAAUAGGAUCUAUUUUACUUAUUCUCCCCUUUUAAAUUGGAAUAAACAAUUCUAUUCCAAUUUAAACGGUUUAAAAAAUUAAUUUAUAGUCAAAGUUUUCUCUAUAAAAAUCUUUUAACAAUAUAAAAUCUUGAAAAUAUUAUAAAUUGAGUAAUACUUUGAAUUUAUUUUCUAUGAAGAAUAAUAAAAAAAUUGUGAAAACUAUUUUAAUAAGAUUCUACUUUCAGUUUUCCAUUAGAUUAGUAUUUUCACCUUUAAAGAAAUUUUUAAAAAUAUAUAAAUGUAUCCUUUAAAUUUAAUUGAUCUAUGCUAAAACUUUAAUAAUAUGCUGCUUGUAUUUUGCCAUUAAAUUAUGUUAAAUUAAUUUUAUAAAUUACUAUUUUCAUCGAGACAAUUUUGUUCCAAUUUAAAGGGGGGAGAUAGUAAAGGCCAAUAUGAAGAAUCAAUACACUAUUUUAAUGAAGCAAUUAAAAUUGACCCAAAAAUCACUGCUUUUUAUAUAAAUAAAGCAACAGCUCUAAUGUCAUUAGGCCAAAAUGAAGAAGCCCUAGAAUGCCACAAUAAAAUCCUUGAACUUUAUCCAAAUGAUGAUAAUAUUUACUGUGAUUUAGGAGUAGCAUUAUUUUAUUGUGGUCAACAUGAAGAAGCAAUAAAAAAUUGAAAUGAAGCAAUUAGAAUUAAUCCAAGCAAAGCAAUCUAUUACCUGUUGAAAGGCAACGCGCUUUUUAAAGUAAAUAAAUAUGAAGAGGCUAUAGAGUGCUGAAAAUCCGGUAUUAAAGCUGAUCCAAACGAAGACAGAUUAUACAAUGUAAUAGGAGAAGCUUUAUUGUUACAAGAAAAAUAUGAAGAAGCUAUAGAAUAUUUUAAUGAUGCAAUUAGAAUUAAUCCAGAAAAUGCUACUUAUUUUGCAAAUAAAGGACACACUCUUUAUAGCUUGGGAAGAAAAGACGAAGGAAUAGGAUUCUUUAAAGAAGUUAUCAGAAUAUAUCCAAAUGAAGACAGAGCAUAUAAUAGAAUAGGUGAACUGCUGGCUCAAGAAAAUAAAUAUGAAGAAGCUAUUGAAUAUUUUAGUGGUGCAAUUAGAAUUAAUCCAGAUAAUGCAGGCUACUACUGAAAUAAAGGAUAUGUUCUUAAUACCCUUGGCAAAAAAGCAGAAGCCACGGAAAACUUUAAAAAAGCUGUUAUAAUUAGUCCAAAUGAUAUGGCAUGAAAUUGAAUAGGAGUGCUAUUAGAAGAAAAAAGACAUGAUGAAGUAAUAGAAAUAUACAAUGAAAUGCUAAAAAACGAUUCAAAUAAUGAUGUCUUGUACAAUAGGAUGGGAUGCGUUUUGUAUAGAGGAAAUAGAUACAAAGAAGCAAUAAAAUAUUUUAAUAACGCAAUCAGAAUUGAUCCUAAUAAAUCAAAUUAUUAUAUAAACAAAGGAGGUGCUCAGGAAAAAUUAGAAAAAAAUAAACGGGCUAUUAUCUGCUAUAAAAAAGCUAUAAAACUUAAUCCAGAUGAAGAGGUUGCGCAUUUUAAGAUAGGAAUUAUCCUAUCAAGUGAAGAGAAAUACAAAAAAGCAAUAAAGUAUUUUAAUAAAGCAAUUAGAAUUAACCCAGAUCAAAAAUCUUAUUAUUUAUUCAAAUCAAGUGCUCUUAUGUAUCUAGAUAGAAAAGAAGAAGGCUUGAAUUGCUUUAAAGAAAUUAUCCGGAUUGAUCCAAACGAUUCUGCUGGGUAUAAUGCGAUUGGAAAUAUAUUACUUGAAUUAUAGCUCAUACCCCUAUAUAGAUUUCUUUAUCGAGCAAGAUUUAAUGGACUCUUGAACGACCAAAACAGACUCUUUCAGAUGAGUUCAAUCUCUAUAUCAGGAAGUUUUUAAAAAGUGACACAUGUCAAAAAAUGGUGACAAGUGUAAAAAAGUUGGCAAGUGAACGCGCCAUAAUUUAAAAUGGCUUUAUUAUUAAAUUAAUUUAAAACUUAAAUAUAGACUUGGAUUGAUUAAUAAAUAAAAAUCUUAUUUUAAAAGUCUUAUAAAUUAAUGAUAAUAAUAAAUAAUAAAUAAUACAUAUAAAUUAUAUGAAUAAAACUAAUCUAUGAUCUUUACAUAUUUAAUUAGCAAUUUUAAAUGGAAUUAAAAAUUAAAUUUUAUAAUAGUAUAAUGACUCAUGAAUUUAUUAUCGACAUAUGCAAUUUUCAUUAGCUAAUAUAUAUGGAUCUGAAAAUCCAAAACUUUUCGUUGAGGCUGCUUUUUUGUGAAUGGAUAGAAUUUUAAACAAGCAAUGCCAAUUUUCUUAUGAUCAACUGAACUCCAAAAACCAAAGUUUGUAUCCAGCGCUUGUGGUUAUUUUUGGAGUUUGUUAUCGACACUUAUUAUUUUCUUUAACAAAUAUAUAUGGACUUAAAAGUCCAAAACUUUUCGUCAAAGUUGCUUUUUGCGAAAGGAUAGAAUUUUAAAUAAACAAUUCCAAUUUUCUUAUGAUCAAUUGAACUCCAAAAGCCAAAUUUUGUAUCAAGCGCUUGUUGUUAUUUACAAAGUUCCUAAUGACUCAUUAUAUGGUCUGUAGCAAAUUUGAAUGGAAAUUAAUUUAAUAAAUAUACCGUGAGCACAGUUUUAGAUCGACCUGAGAACCCCCUCCUCCCAUCCCUUGACGGUUUCAGCUUUAUUGAAAUCUACAAAUUGAAUUUGACUUGUCAAAUACUUAGUCAGGGACUUGUCAUUUUGAAUAAACAAUUUCGUUCAAACUGAAAACGUAAAGGGAGUGGCGGAGGGGAGAGGAGGGGAGUUUCAGGCCGAGCCCAUAUCUAUUCUGAAGGUAUAAUCGAUAGGGUUACUUUUUUAUGGCAAAAGAAAUUUUAAUUAAAACAUAAUAUUUUAUAUUUAUUAUCUUUACUCUCAUUGGCAUCUUAAAUUUUAAAUUAAUUUAAUAAUAUAGCCAUUUUAAAUUAUAGUGCGUUCACUUGUCACCAUAUUUCGACAUGCCACUUUUUAACACUUCCUGAUAUAGAGACUGAAAUCAUCUGAAAGAGUCUGUUUUGGUCGUUCAAGAGUCCAUUGCAUCUUGCUCGAUAAAGAAAUCUAUAUAAGGGUAUGAGCUAUAUCGAAAUAUGAAGAAUCAGUGCAGUAUUUUAGCGAUGCAAUUAGACUUAAUCCAAAUUGCUCAGAUUUUUAUGAAAAUAAAGUAAAAGCUCUAUUAAUAUUAGGCCAAAAAGAGGAAGCUCUGGCAUGCUGUGAUAAAUUGAUUCAGCAUUUUUCAAUUAAUGAUAAUGCUUAUGGUAUUUUAGGGUAUUUAUUUUUAACUGAAGACAUAUAUGAAGAAGCAAUUGAAUGCUAUGAUGAAGCAAUUAAAAUUAAUAUAAACAAUAAGGAUAAGCUUUAUGCUCAUUAUUUUGAAAACAAGGGAUUAGCGUUUUUAAGAUUAGGGAAAAAUGAAGAAGCUAUGGAAUGCUGCAAAGAAGCUGUCAAGUUUGAUCCAGACAACGAGAACGCAUGCUCUUACAUAGGGAUUAUAUUAUUUACUAGCUUCCCUUCCAUUGAACAAAUAAAAAAUUGGUUCAUUCAUGAGGGUAAUUUUUAUUUUCAAAAAAAUUGAAUAUAAAUAAUUAUUUUCAAAAUUUAAUUUGCAAAAUUUAUGCUUUAAUAUAUAAGAUUUAAUAAUUAUCACAUAUAAAAUCGAAGUAUUUUUCAUAAAAAUUUUCUACAUAACAAAAAAUUUUUGUUUGUUCAAGGAGGGUGGCUUUUUCAAUGGUUUUGCUCACAACGGAGGGGAGUGAGCAUAAAUAUGAAGAAGCAAUUGAAUACUGAAAUGAGGCAAUUAGAAUCAAUCCAGAGGAAACUCAAUGCCAUGGAUUAUACGGAGAUGCGCUUGGAAAAUUAGGUAGAACUAAAGAAGCUAUAAAAAGCUAUAAAAAAUAUAUUAGAAUAUCUCCAAACAAUGAUCAAUCAUACAAUAAUAUAGGACAUUUACUGCUUGAUCAGAAGAAAUAUGAAAAAGCAAUAAAAUAUUUUGAUGAGGCAAUUAGAAUCAAUCCAAAUCAGACGGUUUAUUACAAAAAUAAAGCACGCGCUCUAAUUAAUCUAGGAGAAAUCAAGGCAGCUAUUAGAUGCUUAAAAGAAGAGAUAAGGAUAAAUCCAAAUGAAGAUGCAGCAUACAGUAGUAUAGGGCUGAUUUUAUAUGGCCAAAAGAAAUAUAAAAGAGCUAUAAAAUAUUAUACUGAAGCCAUAAGAAUUUAUCCUUAUAAUGAGAGUCAUUAUAAAAAUGCAGCACUAUGUUUCGAACAAUUAGGCAAGAACCAAGAAGCAGAGAAGCUAUAUGAAGAGGCUGAAAAGGUAAAGAAUAAUCUACAGGCCAUUUUAAAUUAA